This is a messenger RNA of Hibiscus syriacus, 674 nucleotides long. RefSeq lists its product as uncharacterized. Bases 122 to 478 code for a protein of 118 amino acids. The transcript is spliced from 2 exons. The record is from RefSeq and is a predicted model, not a curated record. Lineage: Eukaryota; Viridiplantae; Streptophyta; Magnoliopsida; Malvales; Malvaceae.
CAGUUUUGCAACUUCCCCUGCUCGAAUUGAUGCCUAAUUGCACAAAUCCAGUAUGAUUUAUUUCCCUAUAUAAACACAGAAGUAGAAGGAAGAAGAAAGCAACUAGUUGAUUUCUGAAACGAUGGCCCCAUUCUCGUUGCUCGGUCGUCCUCGUGUUGCUGCGCUCAGCAGGAAAGGUUUCAAAUCAAGGGGGAAACGAAUGCAGAAAAGGGUGAAGAGGUUGAAGUCGGAGAUGGAGGCAAGAAGCGAGGAACACAAGGAUAUCAGGCAGGUUCAAAGACAAGUUAAAGAAAAAAUUGAAGGAAUUGAAUCGGAGUGCGAGGAAUUGCAGAGAGAGACUAGAUUCAUAAUCCAGCAAAGUGCCAGAACCCAGGUUAAGCUAGCUCUCAUGUUCCGCAUAUUGAAGGCCAGGGAAGACGGCGAUUCGGAUUCCGCUGCCAAACUCACUCAAAUGCUCCGAAAAAUUGUCGGAAGGUAGGCGGAAGAGUGACGGAGGAUAAAAUGCCUAAGCUCCACCGUUCCAUCCAAGUCUUUUAAGUACUGAAUACAGUUUAGCUCUGCCUUUGCUAAUAGUUACUAUCUUAUGUUUUUCUCUACUCAGUACAACUUUAAACUUGAUCGUCGAAUCAAACGUGAAUAAAUAAACAUGUUUAUGAACAUAUAUUUAUAUGUCA